AUGACGACAAUCACAACGACGACGACGACGCUGCUCUCGUUGCUGGCUGGCGUCUGCUUUAUCCGUGCCAACCCGCUGCUGGGACUGGUGGAUCCUGCCUGCUUUGUGGCCAGCAGCGGUGAGUGUCCCAAUCAGAAUGUCACCUUCUGGCUGUACUCCAACGCGACACGCGAUGCGCCCAUCCAGUUGAAUCCCGUCGAUCUCAAUCCCUGGGACUUUCAGCCGCCCCGUCCACUCAAAAUACUGAUUCACGGCUAUACGGGUCAUCGGGAUUUUGCACCCAAUAAUCACAUACGUCCCGCCUUGCUGGACAACGUGGACGUCUAUGUGAUAUCCAUUGACUACGCUCCGCUGGUGCGUUAUCCCUGCUAUGUGCAGGCGGUGCGAAAUCUGCCGCUGGUCAGCAAGUGUCUGGCGCAGCUCAUCAACAAUCUGCUGGAGCGUGGCAUUGUGCAGCACGAACUGGUCCAUAUCAUUGGCUUUAGUCUCGGCGGGCAGGUGGCCGGACAGACCUCCAACUAUCUGAAGCGCAAGCCCAAACGCAUCACGGGACUGGAUCCGGCCAAGCCACUGUUUAUACUGAGCAGCGAAUCGCGUCGCCUGGAUGCGAGUGAUGCAGAGUUCGUUGAUGUCAUACACACGGAUACGCUGGGGCGUGGCAUGAUGCGGCCCAUGGGACAUGUGGAUUUCUAUCCGAAUUUCGGACCGCUGCAGCCUGGCUGCCUAGAGGAGAAUCCCAACGAUCCGGGCAGCUGCAAUCACGAGCGUGCGCCACGCUUCUAUGCCGAGUCCAUCAAUUCCACAUUGGGUUUCUGGGGUCGCCAGUGCUCCAGCUGGCUAAUCUAUCUCUUUGGCCUGUGCUCCACACGCGCCGCCCAAGCCCUGAUGGGCUACCAAGUCUCGGAGAACAUGACGGGCAACUACUUUCUGAAGGCAGGCAGUGCUCCGCCCUAUGCCAUGGGCAAGCCAGAGGAGCCGGACAAUAGCAAAUAUGUGGCCAAGUUCCGAUUGAGUGCCAAGCACAAUGAGAUCGAGCAUGAUUACGAACCGGAACUAAGCGAUCCCAUACCAGAGCUGGAGGACAACGAUGUGGACACUGAUGAGCUCGAGAAACAAUUGAUCUGGCAGGAGGCACUAGAUGAGCCUCUCUUUUAGGCCAGCUU
Drosophila virilis is the source of this 1163-nucleotide messenger RNA. RefSeq names its product pancreatic triacylglycerol lipase. The record is from RefSeq and is a predicted model, not a curated record. Lineage: Eukaryota; Metazoa; Arthropoda; Insecta; Diptera; Drosophilidae. Gene Ontology annotation, biological process: lipid catabolic process. Gene Ontology annotation, molecular function: lipase activity.